Diabrotica balteata is the source of this 902-nucleotide messenger RNA. Lineage: Eukaryota; Metazoa; Arthropoda; Insecta; Coleoptera; Chrysomelidae. The record is from the annotation of a GenBank genome assembly.
AUGUCUCUUGAUUUCGUUGCCGGAUGUGUUGGGGUGUAGCUGGUGUUUUUGUAGGCCAUCCCCUCGACACAGUCAAGGUAAAUUUACAAACACAAUGUGCAGUUAAUCCUCAAUAUCGAGGAACCGUCCACUGCAUAAAAUCCUUAAUGGCAAAGGAAGGAAUUAAGGGAAUAUAUCGAGGAGUAACUAGUCCAGUUGUGGGGGUGGCAACUUUAAAUGCAGUUGUGUUUGGUGUAUAUGCAAAUGUUCAAAAAUAUUCGAGAAAUCCUGAGAGCUUGUCGUCGCAUGCAGUUGCUGGAGCAGCAGCGGGAUUGUUCACUAGUGUUAUUUCCAGUCCUAUGGAGCUAGUUAAGUCAAGGAUGCAGGUUGCAGGAACGCAAGCGGGUAAAAAUCCACUGGAUUGUUUAUUAAGAAUUUAUAAACAACGGAAAUUACUUGGCGUAUUUCAAGGAUAUGGUAUAACAUUGAUAAGAGACGUUCCAGCAUUUACAACUUAUUUUGUAUCUUAUGAGUAUUUAGCGAGAACCGAGGAAGGACAGGUCCCUUCAUCAGCAACAAUAUUGUUCGCUGGUGGAACAGCAGGUGUAAUUUCUUGGAUAAUACCAUACCCAUUAGACGUCCUUAAGUCGAAAAUUCAAGUUGACGGGAUGACCUCAAAACAAUAUUCUGGAUUGUAUGAUUGCUUCAAGAAAACCGUCAACACAGAAGGAUAUCGUAGUCUCUAUCGGGGAAUGACACCAACGUUAAUUCGGGCCUUCCCAGUAAAUGCCGUCACCUUCUUCGUAGUAACAUGGACAAUGAGAAUUGCAAAUAUGGAAUUCAGGCUGCCAGAUAACCCCCUUAGGUCUAUUAAUUUUAAACAACAUUUGGAGAUUAUAAGUGAGGGAUAUACAUAUAUGUGA